This is a messenger RNA of Fimicolochytrium jonesii, 848 nucleotides long. RefSeq lists its product as uncharacterized. The record is from RefSeq and is a predicted model, not a curated record. NCBI's taxonomy places the organism in Eukaryota, Fungi, Chytridiomycota, Chytridiomycetes, Spizellomycetales, Powellomycetaceae. The coding region runs from base 168 to 644 and encodes 158 amino acids. The transcript has 4 exons.
GGCGUGUGUUGAGCUGGCUGGCCACUUGAAAGCAACCUGCACGAAGAAGCAAGCAAGUGCGAUGAAAUCAGAGGGAGACGCGCAGACAGACGCGCAGUCCGCACAAGGGGACAUGUCCGCUUUUCGUAACCUGCCCAACAGCGUGGUGACAGUCAGACAACUACAGUAUGUCCCCACGCAACUACAUCCGUCUAAGUCCAGGAGAAGAAGCUCGCCUCAAGCACGACGAAAACAGGAAACAAAAACUCGCCCGCUUGCAGCAGGUCCGAGAGCAGGAACGAAUAUUGGCAUCCGAGCGUCGGAAACUAUACCAAACCGUCGCUGAAUCGGAGCUUGGGCAUGUGCUCAACCUAUUAGAGAAAGAUUGGACAGCCAGCAGGCGGCAGAAGAUAAAUCAACUCAAGAAUGUACAGGAUAAACACAAACAGCUGCUGGGGCAGGCCCACAGGACGGCUGAGCAGGUUGCUGCAGAUGAGAAAGCACACAACGAAAGUCUCUACUCCACAACAUUAGAUCGAAUCAAGUUAGAUGUGCUCAGAGGCCAAGAAGCAUUGGCUGAGGUUUGCUCUCGUUGCCCCAUGUUCAACUAUCACAACAUGCAGGCAUACUCAUCCAAACCUCUUUCAACCCCCAGGCCCUCCUAGAAACAGCCACCCGCCGCGCCCAUACAGAAGUAAAACGCCUCCUCCUCGAACGAACCCGCGAAAAAGAGAACCUCCGCGCCCUCUACAUCGCCGAAUCCCAGCGAGAAAAAGCAGCCAACACCGCACCCGAUUUCGAGAUUCCCUCUGCACCAUUGGCUCGACCGCUGCAACGGCGGUAUGACCAUUUUGAGAGUACCGCGAAUC